AUAUUUAAAACGAAAUUUGUUUCGUGCUAAAUCUAUCGAUUAUAAAGUUAUCGUUCAUAUUUGUAACUUUCUAUACUGGUAAUGCAUGCAACAUUAUGUAUAUACGUAUACAUAAUACAAAAAUAAAUAGUUUUCAAUGACGCAACUCUACGUUAUCGGAAGUUUUCUAAAAUUAUCGCGUAAUUGGCAAAGCUAAUGCCAAGUAAUUUGAUAGAAAAUGGCAUUGUCACUGAAUAUACUUAUUAUGAUAAUUUUUAUGUCUUGCCAGGUUUGCAAAUUCAUUAAAAGUACCUGUUUGUACCAAUAAACGGGCAAAUAAAAAGACGACGCAUAUCGGAAAGUAAUUUAGCAUUGAAAUCUUGAAUGAGAAAUAGUAAAUAAUAAUAAUAAAAUAAUGACAACGGCUUUUCUAAAAUUGUUAAAUUAUAUUAGGAACAGAGGGUGCGAUGUACGUAUACAUGUAUGACAAUUGUGAUAAAGCAAAUGAAAACAAUUAAAUGCGAUGCAAGUUUAUAAAUUAAAUGAAAUUUCAAUAAUUGGAAUUGUAUACGUAGAGUAAUUUACGUAAAAUUUCCGUUCUAAUCAUAUCGCUAAAAUGUGAAAACCAUCGUACGAUGUAAGCAAGUACAUUGUACAUAUUAUUCAAAUACGUAUACGAUAUUGCGAGAGAAGACACAGCAUGAAAUAUAAUGAUAGAACGCAUGCGCUUGUUUUCUUUAUCGCGAAUAUAAGUGGCAUGUACAUAUAUCGCAGAGGUAUAUCCGUGUGUACAUGAGAAUAAAGAACGAAAGGAGAAGAUUGCACAGGCUGUGCUUACGUUCAAUGAGAUUCGUCGAUGUCGAAUGUGGUGGGUGCUGGAUGAUCGAUGGGAAAAGCAAAUGAAACGACAGGGUUUGUAGUUGGUACCGCGAGAUGUCGUGAGUUUAGGAUACUACGAAGCAGAGAAACGCCGCGCGCGGCUUGCAUAGUUCGUCAGAGUAAACACACAAGUACGAUUUUGGACAACAGGCACCUCGUGCGCUGCCACUGGCAGAUAGUUGGAGAGGAGGUUGUGUUGAAAGAGGAAAAGAUUGGAAAAUAAUAUCUGUUAAAAGGAAGUGUUUGUAAAGCGGAUGGUGGUAAGAGAUCGGUGAAGGGUGAUGAUAUGUGACGGGGAUAGAGAUCGGCGGUGAGGGUAUUGUUGGUGAAGGUACAUAUUGUCAAGACGUUUAAUGUGCGCGGUGCGGGCGCGUGGUACGCUCGAGGCGGCCACAAAUGAAGAAGUGGGAAGCGGUGGCGAGGGUGGUAGAGAGGGAAGAUGUCGAGUGGCUCGGCCUCGAAACUCGUGAACGGUGAAAAUAAGAAGGAGAACGUUCACGGGUACGAGUACGGGAAUAGGAAAGAAAACGAGAGCGGCGCUGCUGGCAGCACUGCCUUUUCCAUAGUUGCUUUAGCUGGUGAUACUAGUAACGCUACUACUACUGCUACUUCGACCACUACUUCUACUACUACUUCUUCUUCUUUUACUACUACAACUACUACUACUACUACUACCACCACUACCUCUACCACCACCGCCACCAUCACCACCACCACCACCAUCACCACCACCACCACCACCACCACCACCACCACCACCACCACCAUCACCACCACCACCACUACUACUACUACUACUACUACUACUACUACUACUACUACUACUGCUACUACUACUACUACUACUGCUGCUGCUGCUGCUGCUGCUACUAUUACUAUUACUACUACUACUACUACUACUACUACCACUACUACUACUACUACUACUGCUAUUACUACUACUAAUACUAUUACUUGUACUACUACUACUACUACUACUACUACUACUAUUAUUAUUACUGUUGCUGCUGGUGGUAUUGUCAGUGCUGGUGCUGGUGCUGGUGCUGGUGCUGGUGCUGGUAUUGGUACUGGUACUACUGGUUCUAGUGCUACUAGUGAGAGCGGUAGUGGUAGUGGUGGUAGUGGUUGUUCCACCAGCAGUGAUAACGGUGACAGUGGUAGUAAUAGUGGUGUCUGUGUUACCGGCUUGACCGCCGAGGGCGUCGUCGGCGUGGAGUUUUGUGACGUGAAUUCCGAUCUGAAGAUACCGGAGAAUCGGGGAGCGAUACGUAAUGAAAAAGAUGUGAACACGAGAACGGAAUACAGUGAAAUCGAAUUUGAAGAGACGUACACCGGAAGGUGUAUCGAGACGCCAAUCGUCAAUCUCACCACCACUACCACUACCACCACCACUACCACCACCAUCACCAUCAUUGAGCACGACGAUCGAGCGACUACGGCCGUUUCUGCUCCUUGUUACGAAGAAGACGAGGAAGAAGAUAACGAGGAGGACGACGACAACAUGGUCGCGGCGAUGAACGAACACUUGUCUACCACGUCGGCGACCAGCGGCGUUCGAAGUAACACGGUCUCGACUACCAGCACCACCGUUAACUCUGUCGUUAACCAGAACAAUAGUUGCUCCGGUACUGAAUUCGAAAACGUCGACGAGGAUGGUAAACCAGCCGCUGGAAUACUCAGUUUUCCCUGUGAUUUCGAUCACAUGUACGCCAGCAUGACAGAUAGCGGAGCUCCGGCAGUAGCCACUGCCACCUCCACUCUUGGUGUCAGUCCUCUUCGAGGUAACGAACCACGUCAGAACGAUCUCACAGAAGUCAAACAUCUUAAGGAACUCUUGCUUCUUCAUCUUGAUUUGAUUCAACAACAGUCUGAACAAAUCGUGACGAAGGAUAAGCUCUUAGCAGCUCUACGACAGGAAAAUGAAACGCUUAAGCUGCGGUUGGAGCGUAUGGACAGGCGUGUAAAUUUGCAAAAGCUCAGAUCAGAAAACAAUGAAAAUUCCAUUGCGUCAGAGCACAUAGGAGCUUGCUCGUCUCCAACUAUUAAUUCUGUGAAUGUGCCAUCGACUAGCGAACUUCACAGGAAUAUUCAAUCUGAGAACAGUAAUUCUCAAUACAAUGAAAGCUUUAAGAUACGUUUAAAUACCAGUGGUGGCAUUACCACUGUUAAACAGGAACCAAAUGAUAAUCAAAGUAAGCACGAGACAAAAAUAGAAACUGGUAAUGAUAUUAGAUUAGAGUGGGAAGAGAAGAAGAAAAGAAGAACGGACUCGACGUCGCUAUCCAGUGGAAGCAAAAGGAAAAGGGGUGUUUCAUGUUCGUCUACGAUUAGCAACGACACAUCCUCUACGGUACAAGAUAAGCCAUUAACUCAAGAAAACAACAGGAAAGGUGAUAGGAAGGGGAAGCCAUUAACAAAAAAGGAAUCCUUCCUUACUACAGAGGAACAUUAUUAUACAGCUGUUGGAGAUCCCAAUUAUACGUUAAAUUUAAAGGAACCUAAUUUAGUAGAAAGUAAUACCUCGUUAGAAGUUCCAAAUUGGAGGGUAAAGAUAUAUACAAGCUGUUAUACGAUGGAAGGAACUGAAAAUUUGGAUGAUGAAAUUUUUAACAAAAGACAUUUAAAGUUAGAAAAUGAUGAAAGGAGGAGAAAAAGAUGGGAUGUACAAAGGAUAAGAGAACAGAGACAUAUUGAAAAAUUAAAACAAAGACAAGAAAGGCAGAAUCAUCAAGCAACGUGUUACAAUACGAAUCAUACCGGGCCGUGUCCGUCUGCUGUUGAAGAAGAAGCUGUAUCGUCGUUAUGGCCUGAUGUAGAACAAAUACAAAGUCUUCAAGUGGAUCCCCAGUUACCUGUUACUGCAUUUGGUACUCCUAUUCCUAGUUUCACCCCAAGUGAAUUUUCUUUACCUUGGUCAAAUAUGUCACGAUCGAACAGUCGUCGUCCAAAACGAUCAACAGGUAGAAGAAAAUCUACUAGAAGAUAAACGUUUUACGACAGUGGACAGGAUUAUUUUUGUCUUAUCAUUUUUAAUCUUUGUUAUAGAUAUGCUCCCUCAUAUACAUCUGUUUUUUUCUUUUUUCUAAAAUCAUAUCUUUUUUAUUACAUGAAAUAGGAGCACCAAAGAUAUUUUUAUUACCCUUUUUUAAAACAAAAUUCAGGAAAGAUGACUAUACUUGACAGGAGUACCUAUAACACAAUGCUUUUUAUUUCUUACUUACUCAUCCGUGUUUAUUAAAGCUUGAUCAAAAGAUAUUGAUCUUAUAGUUUGUUCAAAUCUAUAAGAAUCAUUUUAUUUGUACGACUGUAAUUUGAUAUUGUCGCAGUUUUGUAGAAAUGUUAUUCAUUUAUUCAAUUUUAAUUAAUAUUUAUUAAAUAUACUUAUAAAAUCUUAUUUGAAAUUGUACAGACUUCAAUGGACAUAAAUAAUCAGAUUAAGUGUAUUUUCUUGCAAUUAACUGGAUAAAAUGUGAAUUUACAUUUAAACAUGCAGAAGCUCAAAUGCGUUGAAGAUAUGCAUACUCCGCGAUAAACUAUUACAAAAUUAAUAUUAUAUACAAAUAAUGCAAUUUACUUCAAAUUCUUCGUAGCCCUUUUCUUUAAUUUUGGCUGUAAAACUAAUUGGCGUCAACAAAUAUGUUCCAUGAUUAAUAUCAAAGAUUCAGUAAAAUUGUAAAUUAUUUAUGUAAUUUUUUCUUUCUUUUUUUAUGGAUAGUGCAAGAGAAAAGUGGGUACGACGUCCGCUUGAAAAUAUUAAAAUGAAAUAAACUUCUUUAAUAAAUUUCUUUUCAGUUUUAACAUCAAUUAUUAAAGAUGUAUCUUUGUUCCGUCUUCUUCUUUUCUAUUUCUUUCUAUCUCAUUUUUAAUUUCUUUCUAAAUUUUACCCUAGCAUUUAAUUACAAUCGUCGAAAAUUCUUUCAGUAAAGUGCACUAAUUUAUUAUGAAUGUACUUUAAUUGCAUUAUUCUAUUUUAUCAUACAUGACAAGUAAUGGGGUACUCGAUUCAACCGUCCAUAAGAGAUGGUCAGCAUUUCGUAAAUUGAAAUGCUCGACGUUAAAAUACGGUGAACAUAGCGAUUAUAACUUGUAAAUAAAAAGAAACAUCUUUCCAAUUAUACAUAAGUUUUUGUUUACUAUUUUAUUUAUAGUAGUGCGCACUACCGAUGAGUAGACAUCAAACGAUUAUAUUUUGUUUACAAUAAACAGAAUAAGAACGAG
This is a messenger RNA of Bombus huntii, 5076 nucleotides long. RefSeq names its product serine-rich adhesin for platelets-like. Gene Ontology annotation, cellular component: MSL complex. NCBI's taxonomy places the organism in Eukaryota, Metazoa, Arthropoda, Insecta, Hymenoptera, Apidae. The coding region runs from base 1298 to 3844 and encodes 848 amino acids. The record is from RefSeq and is a predicted model, not a curated record. The transcript has 4 exons.